AUGAAUGCAUCGGAAUUCCUAAAGCAUAUCGGAUUGAGAUCUAGAUCUCAUCUCAGGUUCCCUGCCGAAGUUAGCGAGGCUCCGAUCCUUCCGACGAACGUUUUCCUGUAUGAUUUCAUUUGGAGAGGAUAUGGUGCAGUCACCAAUGAUGUUAAGAAUCAUGUACUCCGAUUUAAACAAUCAGUGCAGAAGUUUGUUGCCAUGUCUGAAAAUAUGGAUCCUGGAAAUCCAGUGAUGAUUGUGUGUGAUGAAAAGCUGAAGGAAUUAUUUGGUUGUGAGAGCAUUUCAGCAAUGGGAAUACCAGAGUUGUUGGUUAGACACCAUUUAUUCGAGCAAUAG
This is a messenger RNA of Lactuca virosa, 339 nucleotides long. The record is from the annotation of a GenBank genome assembly. NCBI's taxonomy places the organism in Eukaryota, Viridiplantae, Streptophyta, Magnoliopsida, Asterales, Asteraceae.